Rana temporaria (common frog) is the source of this 644-nucleotide messenger RNA. RefSeq names its product BOLA class I histocompatibility antigen, alpha chain BL3-6-like. Gene Ontology annotation, molecular function: lipopeptide binding; endogenous lipid antigen binding; exogenous lipid antigen binding. Gene Ontology annotation, biological process: positive regulation of T cell mediated cytotoxicity; immune response; antigen processing and presentation, endogenous lipid antigen via MHC class Ib. Lineage: Eukaryota; Metazoa; Chordata; Amphibia; Anura; Ranidae. Gene Ontology annotation, cellular component: external side of plasma membrane. The transcript is spliced from 3 exons. The coding region runs from base 38 to 643 and encodes 201 amino acids. The record is from RefSeq and is a predicted model, not a curated record.
CUUCACCACUCAAUGCGUGGCAACAUGUCCCUCAUCCAUGAACGAUCCAGCAGGAUAUGCUUUUAAGGUAGCUGUGGAAGGAGAAGAUCUGGUACAGUUAAAUGUCAAAGAAGGGGUGUGGGUCGCUGGAGACUAUCCUCAUUCGGAAGUUGUACAGAAUAGCCUACAGAAGGACAGAGCCUCACUGGUUUCCAUAAAAAAAAUGCUGAAUAACCAGUGCCAUGCCUUGGCAAUCGCAUAUUCAACUGCAGGGAAAGAAGCCCUCUUAAGAAAGAUCCAGCCACUGGUCUACAUAACUAAGAAAUCUGAAAAAUCUGAAAUAGAGAUCAUUUGUAUGGUGACCGGCUUCUAUCCAAAGCCAAUCAACGUAAGUUUGUGGAAGGAGAAAAAAAUGGAGGAUGUGAUGUCGACUGUGACUCUACCCAAUGGAGAUGGAACUUACCAGAUAACCGUGUUGACAAUUACAAAUUCGUUAGACCAGCAAAGCAUCUACUGCCGAGUGGAACACAGCAGCUUGAAAGAGCCAUUAAUAGUACAUCUGGAUAAACGACAUCAGAUAUCCAGAGGGCUGGGUAUAUGUAUCGCAGUUGCUUCUAUGGUCGGGCUGGCAUGCUUAUUGAAGUAUUAUAGAAGUCGCAGGUAAG